UUUUGUUCUACAAAGUGGUUCACAUACUUUUUCUUGCAACUGUAUGUGUGUGUAAGAGACUGUUUGUCCACAGAGAUAACUUCAACAACAAGUAUGCUUGAUUGACAUGCAUUUGAAGAAUGCUGUCUUGAGAAAGCCUUGACUCCCGCUGCAACUAAUACAUUAUAUUAUGUGUGAGCGUGUGAGAGAACACAUAAAAAGGUGUACUCUGACCAAUGAGAGGAAAGUUUUACUUGCAGGUGAAUUGCAAAGAAACUUUGGUACACUUUGAAAUGUUGCUUGGUGAAAACCGAACCAAAGAAAUGUAACAUUUAACAAUUUAGGUCCCUGUUUCACAAAAGCAUACAGUCUACAGGUGUGAAAAUACAUAGAUCACUUUCAUUUCUUAAUACCUACAUAAAUUUACAUUUGCGUUGAAACUGUUUUAUUAAUGCCAAUUAGAACUGUAAAGAUGCCAUUCAUACUUCAUAUAUUGGUUUAUUAUAUGCAUGUUUCCAGUUUUAGAGUUUAAAGACAGACCUGGAUGUGUUGCAACUGAGUUGUUUUUAAGGUUAAACAUUUCAUCAUGUCAACUCAUUGGAGGGCAGCAGGCCUUAUGAUAAUGUUUUCUGAGACAAGGAGUGAUUCAGUUCACAAAGACUAUUUUCCAGAUAUGACCUAGGAAUGCAUUUUUAUUUGGACAGGAGAUUUGGAGUUAUCCUGGAGAUGUUCAUGAGUUUGUUUAAUUCUUUUAACUCUGGCAUGACUUGCCUCACCUUGUACAACAUACUUUCAGACAGACUUUAAAAAACUUCUGAAAAGAUAGAUAGCAUGUGACAUAUUUUGACUGCUUCUUCAGGUUUAACCGGUUUCUCAUGUUUACAGUUCCUGCAGCUUCAGGUAUAAAUUGAGCUCUUUUAAGCAAACUGAAGUUACUGCACUGUCUGCCUGAAGAAAAGCAGGUGUACAGACUUUCAGCAUUAAUGUUUUAUUUAAACAGGCAGAUGAAACAUCAACCACAUAACCUUCACCAAGAUAACUAAAAUCCACAUUUUUGGAAGGAUCAGAGAAUGUUCUGGGACUGUUGUAACAAGUUUCACAGUAACAAAGACGUAACUGGAUCUCAAGCUGGGCCAAAUGUCAGCGCUGCAGCUAAGAGUGGAAGCCAUAUUACAGCACCUGCACUUACUAACAAUACAAUAACAGGCAAUGUCCACAUCAUACAUAAUGCACCUGGUUUCACUGGGUAUCACACAUACUCUGAAAAAACACAAACAUCAGAAAUCAGCUCAGCGAUUCACAAAUACAAGAAGCUGAUCUGCAGUGAAUACCAGUAUGUGACUGAGUAUAACUCCCUGCCUGGUGAACAUGUGCUGCUGUCUGAGCGCUACACACAACCUCUGAUCCUUCAGAGACAUAGAGGUCAAAAAGAGAGAGAAGAAGAGAUCUGCUCCAGUGGAGAAAGCUUCCAGCAGGUCCUCAGCUCCAGGAGCAGUGAAGACUCUGUCCAUCUGAACUCUCUGUUCGACUCAGAUGGUCAUGGUAUCAGUCCUAGUGCUGUUAUACUGCAGGGAAAUUCUGGGAAUGGGAAAUCCUUUACUGUGCAGAAGAUCAUGAUGGACUGGGCAUCUGGUGACCUCUACAAGCAGCUGUUUGAUAUCGUGUUCCACUUAAAGUGUAAAGAAAUAAACCGCAUUCCUGGCAAAAACUAUUUGGUGGAGAUCUUGAGUUACAGCUGCAGUUUAACAUCGGAUCAGAUCUCACAGAUUUUACAGUAUUCACCAGAGAAGGUGCUUUUCAUCAUUGAUGGAUUUGAUGAGCUGAAACUCACAGAUGAAAUUUAUGACACGUCACCAAACACUGAUCCGCUUCAGAAAGCCCCACCUGUGGUCAUUCUUUGUGACCUGCUGAGGGGUCGAAUCCUGCCAGAGUCCUUCCUGCUGGUCACCUCCAGAUCUACAGCUACAGACACACUGAGUAAACUGCUCAAAGGACCUCAGCGUUUCUCUGAGAUAAUGGGAUUUUCUGAGAAGAGAGUGGAGGAGUACUUCCAGAAGUUUUUUCAGAAUGAGGAGCUUUUCAGGAAGGCUUAUACAUAUGUGAAAGCAAACGAAACCCUCUUCACUGCCUGCUCAAUCCCUGUUGUCUGUUGGAUCAUCUGCACAACACUCAAGGAACGAUUUGAAAUUGGUGUAGAUGCAACAAGUGGACUAGAAACCACCACCUCCGUCUACGUUGACUUUGUGUCCACUCUACUGGAGCAUCACUGCCAGGGUUUGAGUCAGUCCGUCCCGAUCCUGCUGAGGAGUCUGGGUCAGCUGGCAGAGAGAGGGAUUCUGGAACAGCAAGUCUUGUUGGAUGAGAAAACUGUUUAUGAAACAGUUUCAGACCCUGCUUGCAGUCCAUUCCUGUGCAAGUUGCUCUUCAAGAGAAGAAUCCACCAGGAGACGAUGUUUAGUUUCAUGCAUCUCAGCUUUCAGGAGUUCUUCACUGCUCUGUAUUAUGUCCUUCUGGAUGAAGAAGAGUCCCAGAGGAAACUUACACAUAUAUUUUCCAUUCCUGGCUCAGACAGUACUAGUUGUUCUCCUCCACGUUUUGCAGCUGUGGUGCAAUUUGCCUUUGGCCUUUUGAAUAAGCAUGUGAUACACACACUUAGGAAGAAACAUAAUUUGGUUGUUCAUCCAAACAUGCAGGCCUAUCUGAAAAAAUGGAUUUUGGAACAAUGUGGUUCAUAUUCAGACAGAACACUGUUUUUUCUUAAUUGUCUCUAUGAAAUCCAUGAAGAUUACUUUGUGAAAGAAGUUAUAGAAGCCUGGAAGAAGAUUGAUGCAUAUGGCGCAUUCCUAAGAAGAACAGACUGCUGGGCCCUGCUGUACUGCUCUCAGUGCUGUCAGUGCAUCAACGAACUUCUUCUCGUUGAUUGCCAAUUAACAUCUGAAAAGUUGUUUAUGAUUCUACCUGCACUCCACAAAGUUAAGGAAUUAUGGGUGACUCCAGAAGAUCUGUCAGACUCUGAUCUUGUUGAACUGCUAUACGCUCUCCUGAGAGGACAGACCCUGAGCUCACAACAUAUUGAUAUCGAGUCCAGAAAUCCAAAAUCUGAGAAUUAUUCUGAUGAAAGUCUGAGUCUGUCAUUCAGUGAAGAGCAAUCCAGGAUCUCCAUAAUACCUCCAUGCCGUCCAAACCAAACAGCAUCUUUGCAAUCACUCAGUCUCACAUUUCCACGCGCAGGGCUAAUCGACAUCAACUGGACCAGAUUUUUUCAGAUAAUUUUUUCAGAUGAUUCAGAUGCAUUAAUGUCUGUUCUCUAUUCUUUCUCUACACUGAAAAAGAUGCACAUGAGUGUGGACUGUCUGAGUAAGAAGUGGUCUGUUUGGACCCUCCAGAUCAUCCAAAACUGCUCCAGUCUGACAGAACUCAUGGUAGAUGCUAACUUUUUACUGGAGGAAGGAAUCAAGCUUUUGCAGAGGUCACGCACAAGACCAGCCUGUAUUAUGUCAUUUAAGGGGUUGAUAUGCAAUAAACAGUCUCGAAAAUGCACGCGUUAUAAUGACCGUCAACUCAGCUGCAACCAGGAGGUGAAGAUUCAUCUGAAUUCCCAGGGCUUUUCUAUUGAGACUUUGCCAAAGCCCCUGUUUUGAAACUAAUGGCACAGCUUGACAACUAGGAGAAAGCUGCCAAAGCAUCUUUACCUAGAGCAGGGAAUGGGAAUAAAGACAUCAACCAAGUAUAUCUAAAAUCAUUUAGGUGCGUUGUAAUAGCAAUAGUCGUGUUAAUUUAUUUGUCUUUUGUGUUUCAUAAUACAUACUGUUUUACUAUGUUGAUACUUAAUUGUCUACAUUUAACAGUUCAGAGAUGAAUGAUAAUAUAGUUUAUGUGAAGACAAGUAUUUGAGAUUAUAUAUUGUGUGACCAUGUGAGAUAUUGUAUGUAUGCAUGCAGAAGAAAAUUCUAUAUAGCAGUUGGUGUUUUAAAUUAUGCAGUGUACUGACAAGCAUAAUUUAAAACUAUUUACUAUUUGAUGAUGUUUAUCACUGCCACAGUUAAAUGACACAUAUAAACGACAGGGUUUAAGAUUUCGGUCCACCCCUAGUUUAAUGAGGCAUGAUACAAAAUAUCUUUAGUCCCUUAGUGUGCAAGCCAAAAGCGACUGUGGGAAGGAAUGAAAAACUCCAAUUCUCCUGUGGCUGUACAUUCAAAAUGUAGAGUCAAUAUAGAUUCAACUGUUAAUAGUAUGUUGUCAUCAUUGUACAAAUUGCCACAGUUGUACACAUAAAACUUUAUUUUAGGGACUUGACUGUUGAUGUCUUUUAGAAGAGUCAUAUUAGAAUCUGUAAUUUAUGUUCUGAUUUCACAGUAAGACUAAAAACAAACCAAUAAAACAUGAAAACAAA
Ctenopharyngodon idella (grass carp) is the source of this 4372-nucleotide messenger RNA. Its product is annotated as NACHT, LRR and PYD domains-containing protein 1 homolog. Gene Ontology annotation, cellular component: cytoplasm. Lineage: Eukaryota; Metazoa; Chordata; Actinopteri; Cypriniformes; Xenocyprididae. The record is from RefSeq and is a predicted model, not a curated record.